AUGGGUGGUCUGAGUGAUCCGUUACAGAGGUCGUUCUAUGAAGUUCGCGUAUGGGAAAUUGGUGCUGCGGUUUGUAUUGUGCAACAACGUUCGACAAAGAAAUAUUUCGCGCUUAAAUAUAUGAGCAAACGAAGGUGCAUUGAAAAGGGUGUCGCCUUCAACGUACUUCGUGAGCUUAGUUUUCUUCGAAAAAUCUCUCAUCCGUUCAUCGUCAAUCUUUGGUACACUUUUCAGGACCGUGACUACAUGUACAUGGUGACGGACCUUCUACUUGGCGGCGAUCUCAGAUUUCAUUUGAAUCAGCAGGGAAAAUUCGCGGAAGACAGGUCAAAACUGUAUAUGUGCGAGAUUUCGUUAGCGGUUGAAUAUUUGCAUGCGAACGGAAUCAUGCACCGCGAUAUCAAGCCGGAGAACGUUCUGCUCGAUGAACAAGGUCAUGCUCACUUGACGGACCUCAACUUGGCCACUCAGUUAGAACCGAAUGAACUUGCCACUUCAUAUUCAGGUACUCGCCCAUAUAUGGCUCCAGAGAUUUAUGCAUGCGCUUUGGGACUAGUCAGUGGCUAUGAUUUCAAGGUAGAUUGGUGGUCGUUAGGUGUCACGUUCUAUGAAAUGAUGAGAGGUCGAACACCAUACGAAUUUGGUCCUCAUUUUAAGCCUGAACAGGUGCUGCUACUGAUCCGUGAGAGCUAUAUACCAUUUCCGGCGCACUGGCCGAACGACCUACUCAGCUUUUUGCGUCUGUUGCUCUCUCCAUCACCUGAAAGUCGAAUCGACUCGCUGGCUGCUCUGAAACGACAUCCAUAUAUGGCUCGAAUCGACUUCUCCACUGUGUUAGCCAGUUGUUUUGAUAGACGUGCUGCACCAGUGUUUGUGCCUUGCAAAGAGGGAUUGAAUUGCGAUCCGAUGUAUGAGCUGGAAGAACGGAUCAUCGUCUCCACACCUAUACAUCGUCGACGACAUGUUAAAAAACAAUGCGAAGAUAGCGAAGAGCUCAGAGAAAUCUCGCGGGUACGUCUGAAGAGUUUUGUAGAGGCAAGUCUAAAUAAAUACAUACGACACUCACUGUCUGUUCAUUUGACGGUGAUCGACAAUAGUGGCGCUGUGACUAGUGAAGAAUAG
Molecule: messenger RNA, 1122 nt
Organism: Angiostrongylus costaricensis
Lineage: Eukaryota; Metazoa; Nematoda; Chromadorea; Rhabditida; Metastrongylidae
Source: the annotation of a GenBank genome assembly